Molecule: messenger RNA, 3876 nt
Organism: Spodoptera litura
Lineage: Eukaryota; Metazoa; Arthropoda; Insecta; Lepidoptera; Noctuidae
Gene: Miga
Product: mitoguardin
Biological process (GO): mitochondrial fusion
Source: RefSeq, a predicted model, not a curated record
UCUGUCAUAAAAUGACAUGAAUGAAGAAAGCGCGAAUAUUUAAAAUUGUAUUUAUUGCGGUAGACAACAAUACGUUAAUUAGUUGUAUGCUUAGUUACAAUGCUCUAAGUAAAUAAAUAAAUAAGUUUUAUAGACUGCUCUUAAGGAUACUGUAGAGUGUUUAAAAAAUAUUCUAUACAAAAGUGGUGUUUUGACAGAUAACCUAAAAGAACCGUGAUUAUAUCAGCGUUGUAAAUAAUAGGAUAAAAGAGACUUUUCACACAGUGUAUAUUUAAUUAAAUAAUCAAUCAUGCAGCUGUUGAUACAAGCUAGUCCGUUGAUAGAUAAAUUAAAACAUUGGCACCGAGCUAUAUCUUUUAAUGAAGUCCAGUUAACAACUUCUCAGAAGGUUGUACUAUGGAGCUUAGGAGUUGUAGGUACAAGUGCUGUAGUAGUUGGUGUACUGUCAAGGUAUUUAGCCAGGCGACGAGCUAAACCUAUAAUAAACCCUCGGAUUCAAAGAGCCAUUAAUAAAAGAAUCUCCCGAAUGAGAAGUCCGAACGGAGGAAUGGGAUCGGUAGCUAGUAGUGGUGGGCGUAGCAGUCCAUUGGGCUUUAGUGAACGAUUGUCCCUUGCGUCAGGAUCCAUUGGUUCAGGGGCUGGAGACGCUGCGCCGUUAUCACCUCAGCAACUUGGCGUUAUGGGUAUGGAGGCAUUAGAAACAAGUAUAAACUACUGGGAGGACGCGCUGGCCGCGUUUUCGUUAGGGGCACGAGGAGGAGUAUCGGGCACAUUGGCUCUCACCUCGCCAGAGGAGGCAGAGUUCUGCAGGGAAAUACAGGACUUGCUUCAAGACGCUUAUCUUUUACAGGAACGGUGCGAGCUGUUGUUCCUGGACCAGCGGUCGGUGUUGUUCAGGUCGGAGAGUGGCGGCGGCGCGGGCGACGACGUGACGCCGGCGCGCCGCUCGCGACUACUCUCCACACAGACAGCCUCCUCACACACGCGGAGAGAACAUCACUCUAGCGCAGAAUCCUUCGCCUCCGCAGAAGACCAGGUUGCUGAUCUACGAGACUUUGAUGAUUUAACAGAAGCAUUACCAGAAUUAGAAAACUUGGAAUUAUACCAGGCAGCUGUAAAACAAUUGGAAGUCGGCAUUCCUUACAGGACGCUACGCACAGAGGUGGUGCAGUGCAGUACAGACUCGGAGUUCCUGUGCAAGUUGCACUGUCUGCGCCAGGCCUUCACGCAGGUGUUCAAGGACGCAGCUAUCUGGGCCUGGUUCGUCGACGCCGGCAGACAAGUGCUCACUGAUCUACUUCUCUUCGCUGACAAGGAACCAAAGGAAUUUCUGGUGGCUUACGAAGAAAUGGUGUCUUGGGCGACAGAUGCAGCCAAUUGGAUAACAAUAGAAACUGAACUUACGACUAAAGGUGUUAAGGCCCUAACAUUCUAUGACGUGGUGUUGGACUACAUACUAUUAGAUGCAUUUGAAGAUCUCGCGUCACCACCUUCCUCAGUCCUUGCUGUAGUUCGCAAUCGAUGGUUAUCAGACGGAUUCAAAGAGAGUGCGUUGACAACGGCGGUGUGGUCAGUUAUAAAGGCAAAGCGGCGCUACCUCCAGUUCCCCGAUGGUUUCAUGGCACAUUUUUAUUCUAUAUCAGAGCAUUUGCUGCCAGUCCUCGUAUGGGGGUUCUUGGGCCCUAACGAACGUCUUCGCGAUGUUUGCGAGUCCUUUCAGUCAGAAAUUGUAGGUUUUAUAUCGGACCUAUUUAACUUCCAGAAAUGUCGCUACACUAACGUAGAUGAUCUAUCUGCUGACAUAAUGCAACACGCAAGAUUACGUUCUGCUAAUAUUACUGACAAAUUAGCUGAAAGAAUAUAAAUCACACCGCGCUAUCGCUGGACGUAAUAAUAGUCUUUCCACGUAAUGCGCAUUUAAUAAGUAUUUACCAUUUUACCUCGAUAUUUAAUGCGAUUUGUUCUUUAUUUAUAAAUAUUUCUCUUCGCAUUUAAAAUGUUUAAGAACAAUGUCUGGGGUAUAAUAUUAAUGUAAGAGAAGCUAGUAGAAGUUAUUUGUGAAGAAAUGCUUACAGCAUAAACCUAGGCCUAAGUUUGGUUGAUAUUAACAAACAAUAAGUAGAAGCCAGCUAGACACGCUACUUUUAGUAUCGCGUCAAUAAGCUUCCAAAUAGCAAUAACCAAUCAGGCGACGCUGAACAGUGGUGUCUAUGCCUGGAACUAGGAAUUAGUUAGGUACAUGGAAUAUAACAUUCCUAGGGUAAUUUGGUUUAUUUAGUUUUUUUGUUAUAGUAAUAUGGCACAACGUUUCUUAGAGCUCAAAUCCUAUAGAAUUUUACAUCCUUGUAUUAUAGUCUUAAGAAUAAAGUGUUCAUCGAUCAAUUUGCCACUAUCUUAACUGCCGAAUUAUGGCAGUUUGUAUUUGAUAAUAAUUUUCAGUAAAAUUAUAGUUUAUUAGUUUUGAAAUACGUUUGAUAGCGAGCUUUUGAGUUGGUGGGGGCUAACGUUGUAUUGCUCACCAUAUGGUGCUAAUGUAGGAAGGUUUAUGUUGUCCUAUCACAGCAACUGUCAAAUAUUGAACGUCCAAUGGUGACACUAGCCAACUCUCUAUCGGACGAAGAACCAGAGCUGCACACUAGGGCCAUCUGUUGAGCAAAAAUACGGUAGUCCCCAUUGAUCAAUCGUGUAAUCAAAGAAUCCAUUGUUCUGGUCUGCUUGCUAGUACUAAUCCCUGCAUUUUGUGCUUUUACCAUAGAUUGAAAAUAUGCAUUCCAUUAUGGAAGUUUGUACGUAUGUUGGACAGAGUCCAAUAAUGUAGAGGAAUCUCUGCAUGACCGCAGUCAUAGUUAUAAAACAAUGCGCGUCAUCUAAAUAUCCACUCCUUGAUAGAAAAUGUGUAGUUGUACAUAUAUUCAUGUCUCAUCAGUGUGAUGAACACCUGUCGGUACGAGCUUGAGUGGAUGGAAUCUCUGUCUAGUUUAUACGUACAGUUAGGUACUAAACGUAUUAUGGUAUCAUGUUCAAUCAUAUUAAUCCAUUUCAAGUCUUGUGUAUCGAACAUUGCAACUAGGAACUCGAUAAAAUAUUUUUAUCUUAUGAAUUAAUUUAAAUUAUUUUGCAUUUGCGACGGCAUUCGCUGUGUUGUUAUAUUUAAAUCAAGUGUAUUAUUUAUCGUGUUAAUUGUAAAUAUAGAAUUGGUUACCUACAGUACACAAGUUUUAUUUGAAAUUCAGUGUUCAUUUGACGCGUUUGAUACUGAAGUAAUUUUGUUUUGUGAAAAAAGAAUUAUGAAUAAAAUAUGCAAAUUAGGUUAAGAAAUAAAACGCUUCUAUAUUAGAAAAUUUAGUAUAUCAAUUUUCACAAUUAUAGCCAUACGUCUAUGAUAUAAAAACAAAUGUGUAAACAUAAAUCUUUAAUUACAAAUUCAACGAUAAUACUUCCCCAAGGAGUAAGCACCAAUUACGUUUAAAGAUUUUUUAAUCUGCAGAUAAGUUAUUGUGAAGCAUCACUCGCUAGCCUCUAGUAAAUAAAAUUAAAUAACAUAUUUAUAGUCUUUUAAGUAAUACCUGCAACGAGAAUAAUUUUAUAAUACUUUCAGUUUACUUAAAAGGUGAACGAGUGAUGACCUAAUUGUUUUAUGUCGGAUCCGCCGACAAAAUAAACUUUAAAUUUUGCAACAUGGAAAUAAAAUCCUAUAUCACUGCGAUAUCAUAUUUCGGAUCGCUAAUAUUCAAGUCACGUUUACUAAAACCGUUUAGAAUAAGAAAGCCUGGCAACCAUUUAUUCGAAAAUAACGUUAGUGUAAUAUAUUUUAGGACUCACUACAAUAAUUAUUUGGUUUAGUGCACAGCAAGUUUAUUUAAAAGCUCUAAUAGU